AUGCAGUUCUUCGCCCUGGACAUUUCACUUGAAAGUGCGGACUACCUGAAUACUCCCGCGCGUUUUAUUCAAUUUUUCUCUCUGCUUCGUUCAGAACUUGCCGUUUUUUCAAAACUGUAAGUUUGGAGGAAUCGUUGGCGAAUGUCAAAACUUCCCUAGGCAACGGUAGAGUAAAGGAUCCCAAUAAACUCUUGGUGGGUUGUGGGCCAAGACAUAUGGGGCUUUAUCAUGGCAUCUAUUUGCAGACCGUUGCAAAUAAUAUAUUGCCAACAACAAUUACUUCCCACGAACUCAAACCAUUACUCAAACUCUGUUAUUUUUUGAAAUUUGCUUCUCGUUUAUUUUUUUUUAAUCAACGCGCUCAUUUUCGUUGCCAUGCGAAAGGCUACGAAAUGAUUUUCGGCAGAAAUCUAACCAAUUUCCGCGUCUUCUUGCAUUUCGUCAAUUUACUGUCUGGCCUGCUGACCCACCCGUAAAACCCACAUUACCACCAUUCCCGUAUGACAGGAUCCACAGUCCCCCGAUGGUUAAGGGGGUCCCUCACCCUACCGUUGUCCUUUCCUACUUUAGAUAAUACAAAUCCAAAAUUCCAUUGUGCAGUUGGCCGUUCAUAUAUAAUUGUCCGUGGUUCAGCAUUUAAAUCAGCGUUAACUUUACAAUAAUAGUGCCCUCUGGGAAAUAAACACUAAAAUUACUACCAUUAAUAAUGCGUACAUGAAGCCUGGUUCCGCUAGGAGAGCGAGGGGGGUCAUCCCACAUGGGACGCUCACAGGUAAACAUUCCGACUGGACCAGCUGUCUUGGCAUGGGCUUGCUAAUGGAGCGUCGUGCUGCGAGGGUCUGCGUCACAAAUAUCUCAGGUCACUUUCGGUAUUUGUCGCUUCGUCAGUUUGGCUGCCGUUCGCCCUAGGGGUUUGGCACAACACCGGUGACUUAUACAGCGCUCGCCGCGCGUUCUCCCUCUCCCCCCACCCACCCAACCACCUGCCUCCGACGGUAGGGCAAUACCAGACAACCCGAGGUGAAUUCGGUCGCAGCGGCAAACAAAACCAAUCAACUCUACGCGUGCCACGCACCGGCCUGGUCCCAGUUACAUGUGUCAGGCCAUCGUGAGGGCGGCUCGAGUCACACAUGAGUGACAAGGCCACAGGGACCAUAGUGAGAGGAGGCCAUUGCAGCCUGAAUCCCAAUCCUGAGUAAGACCGAGUUAUCCCUUCAGUCGGCAACCUUCCUAGCCACGACUCUUAGCGCGUUGUGAUAAAUCCCAACUCGUCAGAAUCGGGGGACGUGCCGGGCGAUGUGUUCCGCAGUGUCAGUCGCGCUCAUUCUUCCCUCUCCCAUGAGCCGACCAACUGUCCGAACCUGCCAGCCGGCUGGUGGUGUGAAUGGGGACAGUAACUGAGGCGGUUUUAAACCUACACCUAAGGCGUGCCACCCGAAUGUACGACAGUAUUUACGGACGCAGAUGAACUCUGUGCAGCCUGAUAAACACGUGCAGUGAGACAGCCCAACCCCUUUUGGCCCGGCGCAUGGGCGGCGCAGCCCGUUUUGGGAACCAAACUCUUACUUCCCACCGCCUUAGCAACAACAGCUACUAAAACGCCUGACCGCUGUCGUAAAAACACCACUCUCUCCCUCUCUGCCGCCCAUACAGCAUCCACAUGCCAGUUAAGAGGACCAACGUCCCUUUACUUGUCAACGAAGCUAGAACCUCACCUUGACUGUUUGAAAACCUGUAAAAACAUCAGGAGUUAACAUUUGAGAGUAUUCGACUAGCACAAUCCCUACCAGUGUACAGGAGAGCGUCUUAGUCCAAAAAUGUAGACUCACGAUUUUUAUGGUCCCUGCUAGCUCCAAAGACACUGGGAAAUUCGUAACCAGUCAUAAUGGACUUACAGCCACCACAACUUCGACCAUCAUGCAUAUUAUUCUGUCAAGAAGUUCGUAUGCUUCCAAGAUUCCAGUUGUAUCUAUAACAUCACAGAUAGCAAACAGGGCCUAUAGCUGUUUGAUCACUUUGAAAUGAACUCGAAUCGAGGGGUAGCCGGUUGGACACGCAAAUCUGGGUCACCUGUAUUACAGGUGGGCUUACUUUGAACUCCAGACUGAAUGAACCCUAGGGCUACUGUUAGCGUUGGGGCUGGAAUUCGAGUUACGAGUGUUAACGCUAGGUCCAAGGUUGUAGAUGUUAGUGUUAGGGUUAAGGAUGGAAGGUCAGGUUUACUGUUAGAGCUAUUGAGUGAGUUAGAACACGACAAUAAUUAACGUUGUGCAAUUUAAUACGAGAUAACCUGCAGUACGGGGGUCCAUUUUUCCCUGUGUGACCGGAGAAACAAUUCGUUUAAUUAAAAUUCAACUCUUCAUCUGUGCGGUUGGCCGAAUCGACGAUAAUAUUGCUAGUAACAAUGGACGCAAUAGGGGAAGAGCGGAGAGGACAGCGGGGGAGAUGGAGGAGGAGGAGGAGGAAGAGGCGGAGGAGGAGGAGGAGGAGGAGGAGGAGGAGGAGGAGGAGGAGCUGGAGGAGCAGGAGCAGGAGGAUAGGAAUGAAUUUUGGAGGGACGAUCUCUAG
Molecule: messenger RNA, 2568 nt
Organism: Spirometra erinaceieuropaei
Lineage: Eukaryota; Metazoa; Platyhelminthes; Cestoda; Diphyllobothriidea; Diphyllobothriidae
Source: the annotation of a GenBank genome assembly